AUGGAGGUUUAUGGAGGCGGUUUUCUCUUACAGAAGCCUCUUCGUAGUCCUGCAAUUUUGGUGUUUUUAGUGGUUUAUAUGGUUCGACUUCGACAGGCACGCAUAGAUGUGCAGAAGUUUUUGGUUGAUAGUCACUCACUUUGCUUGUUUGGGUCCAUUUCAUUUGGUUUUCUCCUUCACUACUUCUUCCUGGAGCCCUUUCCUUUGACUGGUUUAGUACUUUCAGACAAAUGGGUGCUUGCCCGCAGGAAGAGGAGCUUGCCAUGGCAGACUGAUUUGUUCGAAGAAAGCCUGAGAGCCGUUGAGGUAUCAGGAGUUGAAGUCGGAACCACGGUUCAUGUUACCAACCUUGAUCAGGGAGUGACAAAUGAAGAUAUAAGGGAACUCUUUGGCGAGAUAGGAGAGAUGAAAAGAUAUGCAAUUCACUUUGACCAAAACGGUCGUCCAAAUGGUUCGGCUGAAGUUGUGUAUAUGAGGAGAAGUGAUGCAUUUCAAGCUAUGAAGAGAUACAACAAUGUACUGUUGGAUGGAAGGUCUAUGAAACUGGAGAUUCAGGGUGGAAACACAGUGGUUGCUCCUGCUUCAGCUCGUUUCAACGUAACUGGAUUGAACGGGAGGAUGAAGAGGACUGUUUCCAUUGGACAAGGGUUUAGAGGCGGGAGAGGAAGAGGAGGAAGAAGUGCAGCUUCCUCUGUGAGACGCCUUCCUAUCCAAAACCAACAAGGAGGUGUUGUGAGAGGCGGUCGAGGCGGGUUUCGUGGUAGAGGCAGAGGCCAAGGCGGUGGUGGUGGUAGAGGGAGUAAAAGCGGCGGCCGAGGAGGAAAGAAGCCAGUGGAGAAGUCUGCUGAAGAAUUAGACAAGGAUCUUGAAAGCUAUCACGCAGAAGCUAUGAUAUCUUAA
Messenger RNA from Thlaspi arvense, 900 nucleotides. Lineage: Eukaryota; Viridiplantae; Streptophyta; Magnoliopsida; Brassicales; Brassicaceae. The record is from the annotation of a GenBank genome assembly.